ACUCUAUGGCUUCUACUUAUAUGUCCAUCGAUAUCACUGGCUCAACAGAGAAUAGAAGAUGAAACAGCAAAUCUACUACUUGAUUCUGCUGAACAAAUCAUGCUGACAUUCAAUGGCUCAGUCUUCAUGCCCUCUGCAUUUGCACUAAUUGGGAUUCCUGGUCUGGAGUCAGUGCAGUGUUGGAUUGGGAUUCCCUUCUCUGCCAUGUACCUCAUUGGUGUGCUUGGAAAUUCUCUAAUUUUAGUUAUAAUCAAAUAUGAAAGCAGUCUCCAUAUACCUAUGUACAUUUUUUUGGCCAUGUUGGCAGCAACAGACAUUGCACUUAGCACAUGUAUUCUUCCCAAAAUGUUAGGCAUCUUCUGGUUUCAUUUGCCAGAGAUAUCUUUUGAUGCCUGUCUUCUGCAAAUGUGGCUCAUUCACUCAUUCCAGGCAAUUGAAUCAGGUAUCCUUCUGGCAAUGGCCCUAGAUCGCUAUGUGGCCAUUUGUAACCCCUUGAGACAUGCCACCAUCUUUUCCCAGCAGUUCUUAACUCAUAUUGGACUUGGGGUGACACUCAGGGCUGCCAUUCUUAUAAUACCUUCCAUAGGGCUCAUCAAAUGCUGUCUUAAAUACUACCGAACUACAGUCAUCUCUCACUCUUAUUGUGAGCACAUGGCCAUUGUGAAGCUGGCUGCUGAAGACAUCCGAGUCAACAAGAUAUAUGGUCUAUUUGUUGCUUUUGCAAUCCUAGGGUUUGACAUAAUCUUUAUCACCUUGUCCUAUGUCCAAAUUUUUAUCACUGUCUUUCAACUGCCCCAGAAGGAGGCACGAUUCAAAGCCUUCAGUACAUGCAUUGCCCACAUUUGUGUCUUCCUACAGUUCUACCUUCUUGCCUUCUUCUCUUUCUUUACACACAGGUUUGGUUCACACAUACCACCAUAUGUUCAUAUCCUCUUGUCAAAUCUUUACCUGUUAGUCCCACCUUUUCUCAACCCUAUUGUUUAUGGAGUGAAGACCAAGCAAAUUCGUGACCAUGUUCUGAGGGUGUUUUUCUUCAAAAAAGUAACUUGAUCAUUAGUGACUCUUACAGAGAUUCAGGAGUCGUUCUAAGUAAAAACCUAAAUGUAGUGAAAGUCACAGAUAAGAUUCUCAAACCACUAGCUCAACACAUACCUGUAAUUCUAGCUAUGCCUCACUUUUUAAUAUUUGCUUUGAAUCUAUAUUUUGAUAAAUUUGGAAUCAUUUAUCUACUUUUUCUGGAGUGCUUAUCAAUAUAAAAAAUAUAAAAUCACUAAUACCAAUAACUGCAACAUAAAACUUAUGUAAUGCAACCAAUGACCAUAAACACUGAGCAACUUACACAGGAGAAAAUGCAAAAAAAUUGAAAAAUAUUAGGAAUAUUCACAAAUAUUACUUUUAGGAAAAUAAAAUCAGUGAUCUGGACUUACAUAUCAAAUGUCCUUCUGGAACCACACAAUUUUAAAGAUUUUUACCUAAUUUGAGUUUUACUCAAAUUUGUAAGUUUGUUUUGUAAUUGAACAUACAGACACAUUCUGUUACCCACUGAAAGCAUCUUGAGUACAAAAACUGUAUCUUAUUACCCUUUAUCAGCAAUACAGAGGACAAUCCUUGAUAUUUCUUAAAAUAUAAGUAAAAAUGACAUUGAAUAAUGAACAAAAUAAACAUUUUAUUUGUGUCAAUUAAUGGUAUUCAAAAGCAACACAUUUGGAGGAUGUAAGGUAAUAUUCAAUCUUACCCUAUAGAAAACCUGCAUGCUAGAGAUUUUAUUCCAAUAUUAUCAGGGUAAAAUAAAGGUGAAGACUUGAAAUAAUCAUUAUGCAAACUUGAAAUAAUGUAUUAACUAAACACAGAACUGGCACAUAAGAAACUGCCUCCUGAAUAAGGCUUUAAUAAAGACUGAGAACCAAACAAAUGAUUUUUAUUUUUUUUAAGACUCAAGUUGACAGAGUCAUCUGAAUCACUAAGUUUGAAAAGAUGCAUGGUCAAAGAAAGAAAAUACAGUAAAACAUUCUGAUGUAAAAAAUCGUAUCAUUCAAGAGGCAAACAGAUGCAUAUAAUUUUGAGGAAAAUCUUUUCAAUAAUGUAGAAAUAACUGAGUGAUAAUGUUUGUUUUUUAAAUAAAGUUUAUGUAAACAUUAACAAUACUUAGAAAAAAUAAAAAAUACAAUGACAAAAGGUAAAACAACAUGUUAGCUGAUAGGCAGAAAUAUUAAAAAUUGUUGAAUUAGAUAAGCAAAGAUUAAUAAUUAAUCAUUUUAAUUCCACAUUAGAGCAUUAAGUAUUUCAUUAGUUGUGGCAUCAAUAAUGCAGAAUGUAUAAUGAAUGAGGAGUCAUUCUCCCAAAAGAAAAAAAAUUCACAAAUUUAUGAAUUCUUUAAGAAAAAUUAGUAUACAUGAAGGAUAAAGAAUGAAGAUAGUAUGUGAUAUUCCUAAAUCGGAAACCAAAACAAACAGAAUAUGAUGAUAACUAUAGAUUAAUCAUAGUGAAUGAAAAAAAUGCAUUUCAAAGUAUCUGGUAUAAAAAUGCACCAAAUUAUUUAAAUGAAAAGAGACAAAACACCUAUAUUGGAAAAAAUCAACUGAAAAGAAAAAUUCAACAUAGGUCUAUCAGAAAAAAAACGCAUUGUAUGUCCUAAUGAAUACAUGGUUUUAUUCAUUCUCCGGAGUAUGAGGAAAAGCCAACAGUAACGGUCUUUAAAAUGCACAUCACAUAAAGGAAAAAAUUAAAUGAAUUUAUGUCAUAAUUAGACUGGAUUGGCAUUUCAAGCCAUUUAAACCUGUAAUUAAUAAAAAGGACAAUUAUUACAGCUCAUAAUAAUAUUACUAGUUUUUAUAACAAUGUUGACCCUGUCCAGUGUUAUCUGCUUAAGAAACCCCAGCCAGUCUGCUGAAGUGUUCUCCACAUGGAGUACAGCACCUGGUCCGCUGAUUUCAGAUAGGUCCCAGUCAGCACGCAGAUCUCUGUGGCUUCUUAGUUACCUUUGGUCUUCUUUCCAGGUCAAAUUUGUUCCAUGCUGAAGAUCUGGGUUCAUAUUACCUUUUUUAAGGUAUAAAAGAGACUUGGCCUUAAAACAAAGUUGUGCACAUAGUUUCUGAGAAUCUGCACCA
This is a messenger RNA of Saimiri boliviensis boliviensis (Bolivian squirrel monkey), 3107 nucleotides long. RefSeq names its product olfactory receptor 52A5. Gene Ontology annotation, molecular function: G protein-coupled receptor activity; olfactory receptor activity. Gene Ontology annotation, biological process: G protein-coupled receptor signaling pathway. The record is from RefSeq and is a predicted model, not a curated record. Lineage: Eukaryota; Metazoa; Chordata; Mammalia; Primates; Cebidae. Gene Ontology annotation, cellular component: plasma membrane.